Callorhinchus milii (elephant shark) is the source of this 3084-nucleotide messenger RNA. RefSeq names its product stromal interaction molecule 2b (gene stim2b). NCBI's taxonomy places the organism in Eukaryota, Metazoa, Chordata, Chondrichthyes, Chimaeriformes, Callorhinchidae. Bases 123 to 2441 code for a protein of 772 amino acids. Gene Ontology annotation, biological process: store-operated calcium entry; activation of store-operated calcium channel activity; intracellular calcium ion homeostasis. The transcript has 13 exons. Gene Ontology annotation, molecular function: calcium ion binding; calcium channel regulator activity; protein binding. Gene Ontology annotation, cellular component: endoplasmic reticulum; plasma membrane. The record is from RefSeq and is a predicted model, not a curated record.
AGAGAGAGAGAGAGAGGGAGGGAGGGAGAGAGGGAGGGAGAGAGAGAAAUUUGGGGAGUACCUCCAGGACAGAUCGACCCCCCUCCACACCCACACACCCACUGCAAUUCAACUGGAGAUGGAUGUGCCGAGAGGAGGGUCCGCCGCCUCCUGUUAAAGUUAUUGAGUUGAGGGAUCCGCACACAGCGAAGGAACAGCUGGAAACACUCCGCACAGAGAGAGAGAGCCGCUCCGCUGUCCCCCGAGAGACCCGGUGCGGUGUGGAGCCGCGGACCAUGGGCGGGAGGCGGUGUUUGCUGCUGUCUCUGAUCGGGCUGAGUGUCUGCGUGUCCGCCGGACCCGCACAGCCCCAGUCAGCGGGACCCGCACAGCCCACAGCCGGAGAUCCGGAUCCCGCUGAAGAUAAUUGCAGUACGUUGAACCCAGCGUGCCUGAACGAGGAUGAUAGGUUUAGCCUUGAGGCUAUUCGUACGAUUCACAAGCAGAUGGAUGAUGACAAUGAUGGGGAUGUUGACGUAGAGGAAAGUCAUGAGUUUAUUAAAGAAGAUAUGAAAUACAAAGAUCCCACCAGCAAAGGCAACACUUUCCAUAAAGAAGACAAGCACAUUACAGUAAAAGAUCUGUGGAUCCUCUGGAAAAGCUCGGAAGUACACAACUGGACAGUAGACGAAACGGUGAACUGGUUAAUCUACUUCGUAGAGCUGCCACAGUAUGCCAAGAAUUUCCAGGAAAGCAAUAUCCGAGGAGUUGGCUUGCCCAGGAUAGCUGUGAAUGAGAUUUCUUUAAUGAUUUCAAAUCUGAAAAUCACCGAUCGGAGUCACAGACAGAAGCUUCAACUGAAGGCAUUGGAUGCUGUGCUGUUUGGGCCUCCAACACGUCCCCCUCACAACUGGUUGAAGGACUUUAUUCUGACGGUUUCAAUGGUAGUUGGAAUUGGUGGCUGUUGGUUUGCAUACAGGCAAAACAGGAACUCAAAAGAACAUGUUACAAAGAUGAUGAAAGAGCUGGACAGUCUGCACACAGCAGAGGAAAGUCUCAUGGAAUUGCAAGAGAGACUUCAAAAAGCUCAAGAAGAAAACAGAACUGUGGAGGUGGAGAAACAAAACCUAGAACAGAAAAUGAAAACUGAAAUAAAUGAUGCCAAACGAGAGGCACAGCGUCUGAGAGAGUUAAGAGAAGGAUCAGAGACUGAGCUCAGCCGCUUGAAAUAUGCAGAACAGGAGCUUGUGCAGGUUCGUAUGGCACUGAGGAAUGCCGAAAAGGAAUUGGAGAGCCGAAGUGUCUGGGCAUUGCCAGAAACUCUUCAGAAAUGGUUACAACUUACCCAUGAAGUAGAGAUACAGUACUACAAUAUUAAGAAACAGAAUGCAGAGCUACAGCUCAAUGCAGUUAAAGAAGAGGCAGAGAGAAUCAAGAAAAAGCGUAACACCAUAUUUGGAACAUUCCACGUGGCCCACAGUUCCUCCCUGGAUGAGGUUGACCACAAAAUUCUGUCAGCAAAACAAGCAUUAUCCGAAGUGACAGCCGCCUUGCGUGAACGGCUCCAUCGCUGGCAGCACAUCGAGAAAAUUUGCGGCUUUCCUAUAGCACAAAAUGCAGGGAUGCCGAGCCUAACCUCCACUCUGUAUUCUGACCACAGUUGGGUGGUUAUGCCACGUACCUCCGUGCCACCAUAUCCAAUAGCUGGUGGAGUAGAUGACUUGGAUGAAGACACACCGCCAAUCAUUCCACAGUUUCACUCAGCAACUUAUAGUAAAGCUGCUUACAGCUUAGCAAAAAGCAGCAACCAGGGGCGCCUCCGCCGACCCAACGCGAUGUCUUCUGCAGUUUCACUGUCCCAAACGUCCUCGCACUCCUCCACUCCUGACAUCUUUACGAUGAGCAGUUCGUCAACUCUCUUUCGCACCGAGGAAGAGGAGGAGGCCAUAUUCUUCACAGCUGACAAGAACUGGGAGACGCAUGAGGUAGCUUCAGACUGUGAUUCCUCUUUUGGAUCUCUGAGCGGCAAGAAAUUGUCUCCCUUAUCAAACUACGAGGCUCCCCUUGGCCCUCCAGGCAGUGCAUUGAAUGGUUCCGUCGAUAACAUAUCUGUUGCUGAUUCCACCGUGACCUACGAGCGGUCUACUGCAACACCUGAUUCAAUAGGCCCAGCAGAUACCAAAAGCAUGGUUGUGAGCCCCCUGUUGGCCAGCAAGCCCACCCGCAAUGGCAUUGAGAAAUCUUACAGCAUGGGACAGCUGUUGGGCACCCAGGAUCGACGCAUCUCAGAGAAUUCCACACAGAGCGAGAAUAGCACCGUGAGAGAUCAGAAAAAGAGACAAACUGUGUCCCAGGACCUGCAGUAUACUACAGACAAAAUUAAAAAACCCUCCAAAAUAAAAACUCUCUUUAAGAAGAUAGCAAAGCAGCCAAAGCCAAAGAGUGCCAAUGAGGAAGCCUGAUUCAUUGUAACAUCUGUUUACGAGAGCUUCUAGACCUUGUGCAGAGGGCUACAUUUUUCAUUUACUUUUGACUGAGUUACAAUUAUGAAAAGUAUGUUGCACUACUACCUUCUGUUUAGGGAGGGACCUCUAUCAAGAUUAUGUACAAUAAGAUUUAUAAAGAAACCACAGAAGAUUCUGUGUUUCAGUUGUUACAUGUAGAGCUUUGGUAGGAUUUUUAAGGAUCCCGAUUUCUAAUGGUUAAUAAAAGGUGGGGAUUUUUACGAGCAAGGAAGCAACAUUUUUUUCCUGUCAGGAUGAAUUUUGUAAUACUUUACAAAACCCUGCUGUAUAGACUAUAAAUAUGCCUGGCAGAGACUGAGCUUUUCAACCGUGACUUGCCUUUGAACUCUGAAGCCCUGCACUGCAGGCUGCAGCACAUUUCUAGCAGUCUGCAAGUGGACACUAGCUAUUCCCCUAACCUCACCAGGCAGUAGCAGGUGUACGACCUGAUAAGGCGCUGAACUCCAGGUCAAUAUUUCUUACAGAAAAUUGCCAGUGCAAAAUUCUUCACCUGAAUUGCAACAGACUCGGGGGUAUUUUGGGGGUGUUCAGAACUUUAUGAAUGUAUAAAAGAAUAAAAAAAAGCAUUAUGAUAUCAAAA